GUCAUAGACGCCUUGGCGCUUUCUUCUUUAGCAUGUUUUGUGCCAAAAUAUAAUCGAUGUCAGUACGUUCUUAAAAAUUUACUACGUUUUCUAAACAACAGCAGGUCUGACCUAGCAGUUCUAUAAUUCUCUCGUCUUCAUGUGCUUUCUAUAAAUAUUCGCUAAGAUCGUCUGUUGAUUUUAAUACAUAUAAACGGUCUAAAAAUUAUUGAAUCAUGGUGAAGGAAAUGGUCGGUGGUUGUUGUGUAUGUUCGGAUGAACGAGGAUGGGACGAAAAUCCACUGGUGUAUUGCGACGGACAUGGAUGUAAUGUCGCGGUACAUCAAGCUUGUUAUGGAAUUGUACAAGUGCCAAAAGGGCCCUGGUUCUGUCGAAAAUGUGAAUCUCAAGAGAGAAUUGCUCGAGUGAAAUGUGAACUGUGUCCCAUGAAAGAAGGAGCUUUGAAACGAACUGACACUGGAGGCUGGGCUCAUGUACUCUGUGCUCUGUAUAUUCCUGAAGUGAGAUUUGGCAAUGUUAGCACAAUGGAACCUAUUAUACUGUCAUCUGUACCCCAUGAAAAGUUUCAAAAGACAUGCUAUUUGUGUGAAGAACAUGGUCGGGAAAGCAAGACGUCUGGUGGUGCUUGUAUGCAAUGUAAUAAGAUUGGUUGUCGGCAAGCAUUUCAUGUCACAUGUGCCCAGGCUGCUAAACUUCUAUGCGAAGAACAACAGGGUGUAUCUGCGAACACUGUCAAAUAUGUUGGGUAUUGUUCUUAUCAUUGGAAUAAGAAGGGCAAGGGCGUGGUGAUCCCUCGACCGAACGAAAGGGCAAGGUCGAAAGCCGAAGCAAGAAGCCAAAUUCAUAAGCCGGAUAUUAGUAAACGGCCCUCAGUGAUCGGUACCACGAAGCCAUCGGAAUCCAUCUCGCCACCGAUUCCAACAAAACCGAAAAACAGAAAACCGUCAUCCAAGUCAUCGGAUACCAACAUUCCAGAGCCGUUGUCAGCCACGGACAAUCCACUUUUGCCGGGCUCCCAACACCUCAUGAAGACUCAAAAAAUCACAUCGCCGUUGAACACUCCAUCAGUCCGCGAUCAGCUUCUUUCCAACUACCCGAGCGUCGUUUCGACCCAUUUUCCUUUUCAGCCCACCAUUCCAAAACCUGAUACGGGUGUCGGUCUUCAAGCACCGAGGAAUGGAAUGCCAAAUCCUGUGUUACCCCAAGUUAGCGUGCCCGUCACGGCAUCUUCCAAGGAAAUCUGGAAGUCGCCUUCUGCACCAUCGACCGCGAAGAAAACUUCGAAAAACGAAGAAACGGCGAACAGCACCAAGACUGUGUCUAGCGCCGAAGCGAAGGCCAGUGGCAAGAGCAGUUCUAGCAUACAAAAGAAACGAAAGUACAACAAGGCCGGCAGUACGGAAGAAGAUGGAAAGAAAAAACAAAAGACCACCACCAGCCACGAGAAGAAAAGUUCACAUUCCCUCGGUGCCGUAGGAAAAGGGAAGAUGCCGAUAUUACCUCCCUCUCCAUUCACCCCAAAGUCCAGAUCGAGUGAGAGUAUUCGUGAAAUGGAAAUCCCUACGAAGUUGGAGGAUUUUCUCGAAUUCCAAUGGAAGCAAGGAGUGGAGUUUCUUAGUCACCAAACUGGAUACUUAGAUGUUGCCUCGCUGUUGUCCUGUCUCCACCAACUAAAACACGACAACGUCAAGUUGGAAACACGGCUAUCCGAACUCGUGAAACGUCGUGAUCAUUUGUUGUUGGUGAAUUCCCGCCUGUCCAAACCUUCAAACCUUCCUGCAACGAAUUCUCAUUCCUCAACUCAAGAUGUAAAAAGAAGUGAUAUCGCUUCACCGAACGUCGAAAAUGGGAAGAAUACCACCAGUUCGGAAAGAACUAACCAACCUUCGUUUGGCAAAUCCCCUUCUGAGAGCUUCCCUCCCGAGGUGGACAUGUUGACGAAAACAGGACAGGAAUCGCAACCGAAAAAGCAACAAGAUCCAAAGAGUCAAGCACAAACGAAAGAACAAUCGACGACGAAGAAGGAGCAACCGCAACGUCAACGGCCGCAUUCAGAAGUCCAACAACCGCAAACAGGAAAGGAGAUCUCGCAGCAGACACUCGAGAAGAAAAGCCCUGUCAAAGGAGACACGCCGCCAAACGUCGACGAGAGGAUAAGAGAAGCGGCAUCGAGCCCACCACGAGGGAACAAAACUACAACAGAAGGAAAGGCGUCGGCCGUCUCGCUAUCCAGCAUCGCUGGAGAACGUCCUUCUAGCCGACAGUCACCAAAGAGUCGGAAAUCGCCUCAAGCCGGUGGAAGCAAGAAUACAAAAAUGAAGGCUCAAGAACAACUCAUGCAACAGGAACAUCAGAAAAUAUUACAGCAACAGCAUCAACAGUUAAAGCAACAACAAUUGAACCGACAAAAAUUUCCGCAAUCUCAUUUAUUACCGGUUCAGCAAGGCAACCAGCACUUCCCGCAUCAAAAUUCUCAACUUGCAUUUUUUAAACUCCCGGGUUACAAUGGCUCAGAGCAGCAUCCGAUGCACCAGGCGAAACAAGGACAGGUUUCGAUGAACGGCAGCCCACAGCAAUACAACAGUCAAGCAAUUCCUAGGCAAUUUCCUAAUUUUGUCCCGUACAUCGAACCUGGCAGUAUGCACAAUGUUCGCAUGCAGGGAUAUAUGCCUGUUUAUCCUGUGGAGAAACCGCUAAACAAAGUGAUGGAGGAGAAGAUUGAGAGCUCUUCAGGAAUGGAAAAGUCAGAAAGGAGAAAUUAACGUAACAAAUUUUCGUACAGUACAUUUUAAGGUUUUACCUCUCCUAUGACAUGUUGCAUUCAAACUAGUCAGUACCGAUGUGGUCUAAUACAAGAUCAACGUACUUUUAAAAGUAAUCUUGAACGCGAAGCAUGCAUGCUUGGAUGUUCACCCCGCUAAAAAUACAUUUACUUCUAGCUUUGCGGUUCGUUAAAGAGCAUGCGCCUGCUUAACGUAUUUACCGCGGUUAUCAUUGGCGUUGCCUGAACAAUUCGGGAAAAUUUAAAUGUAGUUAUAGCUCAUAUACAGCAAGAAAAUACAAAUAAACCAUAGCGUAUUGCUCAUCGAGUAAAAGCAAUAUUUUUUUAAAACAGCGACGAGUUUUAAAAUGUAUUUUGUAAUGAAGUAUUGCGAUUCACAAAUACUGAAAUACAUGCAGUAAUGUUUUACCUUUUUAAACUAAGUAGGGGAAAUGACUCCAGGUCAAAGAACUCUAUAAUUGGUCAUUGUUAAAGAAUUAUUUUACGAUUUGUGUUAGCGAUCCUGCAUGUACAUCGAGUACUUAAUAAAACGUACGAAGGAGCCAAGCAUAUGGUUAUCUGUCUUUCUGUGUAUUCUGACCAAAGUG
Messenger RNA from Dendronephthya gigantea, 3369 nucleotides. RefSeq lists its product as uncharacterized. Gene Ontology annotation, molecular function: histone binding; nucleosome binding. Gene Ontology annotation, cellular component: nucleus. Gene Ontology annotation, biological process: regulation of transcription by RNA polymerase II. The record is from RefSeq and is a predicted model, not a curated record. NCBI's taxonomy places the organism in Eukaryota, Metazoa, Cnidaria, Anthozoa, Malacalcyonacea, Nephtheidae. The transcript has 12 exons. Bases 216 to 2762 code for a protein of 848 amino acids.